CAGGAUGGCCAGUACCUUCGGCCAUCAGAUCCAGCCUAUGAGCAAGUAUUGGAUUCAUUAGCUAUGAUUGCUCGGCACACGCCUGGUCCUCUUCUAGAGGCUCUUCUAAGAUGGAGAGAAAGCGAAUCUCCCAAAGGUGCAAAUGAUGCAUCAACAUUUCAGAGAAAGCUUGCUGUGGAAUGCAUCUUUUGCUCUGCAUGUAUUCGCUUCGUUGAGUGUUGUCCACAAGAAGGACUUACAGAGAAGCUUUGGAUUGGGCUUGAAAAUUUUGUUUUCGAUUGGCUAAUAAAUGCAGACAGGGUUGUUAGCCAGGUUGAUUACCCUUCAUUGGUUGAUUUACGGGGGCUUCUUCUGGACCUGGUUGCCCAACUCCUUGGUGCCCUAUCGAGGAUCAGAUUUAGUUCAGUGACAGAACGCUUCUUCAUGGAACUCAACACACGCCGAAUAGAUACUAGUGUUGCUAGAAGUGAAACACUUAGUAUCAUAAACGGAAUGCGCUACCUGAAGCUUGGGGUAAAGACAGAGGGUGGACUGAAUGCUUCAGCUUCCUUUGUGGCUAAAGCUAACCCACUUAAUCGAGCUCCUCAUAAACGAAAAAGCGAACUUCAUCAUGCCUUAUGCAACAUGCUAUCAAACAUCUUAGCACCUCUUGCGGACAGUGGAAAAGGUCAAUGGCCUCCUUCAGGCAUAGAUCCUGCACUAACUUUAUGGUAUGAAGCUGUGGCACGAAUAAGGGUGCAACUCAUGCAUUGGAUGGACAAGCAAAGCAAACAUAUUGCUGUUGGAUAUCCAUUAGUUACACUUCUUCUGUGUCUUGGUGAUCCGCAUGUUUUCCUCAGUAACUUUGGUCCUCACAUGGAGCAACUCUAUAAGCAUUUGAGGGACAAGAGCCAUCGAUUCAUGGCCUUAGACUGUUUACACCGCGUACUGAGAUUUUACUUGGGCGUUCAUGGUGAUUCCCAGCCUCCAAAUCGUGUAUGGGAUUACCUAGACAGUGUGUCGUCGCAACUCCUUACAGUUCUCAGAAAAGGCAUGCUUACACAGGAUGUGCAACACGAUAAACUAGUAGAAUUCUGUGUGACCAUAGCUGAACACAACAUCGAUUUUGCUAUGAAUCAUACAAUAUUGGAAUUGCUGAAGCAAGAUAGUCCAAGCGAAGCCAAAGUUAUUGGUCUUCGUGCUUUGCUUGCCAUUGUCAUGUCUCCUACCAGCCAGCAUGUUGGGUUGGAAAUUCUUCAUGCUCGUGGUAUUGGCCACUACAUCCCAAAAGUGAAGGCUGCAAUUGAGUCAAUUUUGAGAUCUUGUCACAAGACCUACAGCCAGGCUCUUCUUACUUCUUCAAGGACAACCAUAGAUGCUGUAACAAAGGAGAAGUCUCAGGGUUAUCUAUUCCGCUCAGUUCUGAAGUGUAUACCAUAUCUGAUUGAAGAAGUUGGCCGAAGUGAUAAAAUAACUGGGAUAAUACCUCAACAUGGCAUCAGUAUCGAUCCAGGUGUGCGUGAGGAAGCUGUACAGGUACUCAAUCGCAUUGUAAGAUACCUACCACACCGUCGAUUUGCAGUUAUGAGAGGGAUUGCAAACUUUAUUUUACGUCUUCCAGAUGAGUUCCCUCUUCUUAUUCAAACGUCUCUGAAGCGCCUUUUGGAGCUCAUGUGUUUUUGGAGAGCUUGCCUAACGGAUGAUAUGGUGGAGUAUGAUGUUUCAGAUGCAAAGCGUGUGCAGAGAACUGAGGGAUUCAAGAAGUCUUCUUUCCAUCACUCACAGACAAUUGAAUUCCAUGCUUCAGAGAUAGAUGCAGUUGGUCUUAUAUUCCUUAGCUCCGUGGAUAGUCAGAUUCGGCACACAGCACUGGAGUUACUGCGUUGUGUUCGUGCUUUGCGAAAUGAUAUUAGGGAACUUUCAUUGCUUGAGCGAUCAGAUCAUAUCUUGAAAAAUGAAGCUGAACCCAUAUUUAUAAUUGAUGUUUUAGAAGAGAAUGGGGAUGACAUAGUUCAGAGUUGUUACUGGGAUUCGGGGCGUCCAUUUGAUCUGAGGCGCGAGUCUGAUCCUGUACCCCCUGAUGUUACUCUCCAAUCUAUACUAUUUGAUAGCCCCGAUAAGCACAGAUGGGCCCGUUGUCUUAGUGAGCUUGUCAAGUACGCUGCUGAGCUGUGCCCGAGUUCUGUUCAGGAUGCAAAAUUGGAAGUUAUUCAGCGGCUUGCUCAUAUCACUCCUUCGGAUUUGGGCGGAAAGGCCCAUCAAUCACAGGACACAGAUAACAAGCUAGAUCAAUGGCUGAUGUAUGGAAUGUUCGCAUGCUCAUGUCCGCCUGAUAGUAAAGAAGGUGGUGGUUCAGCAGCUACAAAAGAACUUUUCCAUCUAAUCUUCCCAUCCUUAAAGUCUGGUUCCGAACCAAAUAUACAUGCAGCUACAAUGGCUCUUGGCCAUGCACAUCUUGAAAUAUGUGAAGUCAUGUUCAAUGAGCUUGCAUCUUUCAUCGACGAGGUUUCUCUGGAGACAGAAGGGAAACCAAAAUGGAAGAGCCAAAGGUCCCGUCGAGAAGAACUUCGUAUCCACAUUGCGAAUAUAUACCGCACAGUUGCUGAGAAUAUAUGGCCUGGAAUGCUUAGUAGGAAACCAGUUUUCCGCCUACAUUAUUUAAAGUUCAUUGAAGAUACAACCAGACAGAUAUUAACAGCAUCUGCAGAGAGUUUCCAAGAUAUGCAACCCCUCCGUUAUGCACUUGCUUCUGUACUGAGAUCCCUUGCCCCUGAAUUUGUUGAGUCCAAAUCGGAGAAAUUUGAUAUUAGAACAAGGAGGCGACUCUUUGAUCUUCUUCUCACUUGGAGCGAUGAUGCUAGCAAUAUUUGGAAUCAGGAUGGUGUUAAUGAUUAUCGACGUGAAGUGGAGCGAUACAAGUCUGCUCAGCAC
Molecule: messenger RNA, 2910 nt
Organism: Nicotiana tabacum (common tobacco)
Lineage: Eukaryota; Viridiplantae; Streptophyta; Magnoliopsida; Solanales; Solanaceae
Source: RefSeq, a predicted model, not a curated record